Molecule: messenger RNA, 3337 nt
Organism: Chroicocephalus ridibundus (black-headed gull)
Lineage: Eukaryota; Metazoa; Chordata; Aves; Charadriiformes; Laridae
Gene: BFSP2
Product: beaded filament structural protein 2
Exons: 6
Coding region: 1-1344 (447 amino acids)
Biological process (GO): intermediate filament organization
Cellular component (GO): cytoskeleton; intermediate filament
Molecular function (GO): structural molecule activity
Source: RefSeq, a predicted model, not a curated record
AUGCCCUUGCCGAGGCGACGGUCGUCCUUCUUGGGGCAGCAGCCCUCCUCCUCGGCGGCCGAGGGCUCGGGACCGCCCGGCCGCCGGGUGAGCACUGGGGGCGGAGGGAGCCUCUCGAGACCCCCCGGCGUCUACGUGGGCACCGUCCCCACCGGCGGCUUGAGCAGCUUGGGCACCCGAGUGUCCCGCAGAGCCCUGGGCAUCAGCAGCGUCUUCCUCCAGGGUCUGCGCAGCUCCUCCGCCGCCGUGCCCUUGGCCCCGGGGCUGGAGAAGGCCAGGGGUCUCUCCUACGAGAGCCUGAACAGCUGCUUGGUGGAGUACAUCGAGAAGGUGCGAGCUCUCGAGCAGGUCAACCAGGAGCUGGAAGAGCACAUCAGAGUCUACCUGGACAAGAAAGCGGCCAGCGUGGGCAGCUGGGGAGCGCUGCGGGAGAGCUGGGAGGCCAUUUACCAUCAGGUGGGCGAAGCAGUCCUUGAAAAUGCUCGUCUUAUGCUGCACACCGAGAACAUUCAAGCCUGUGCUGAAGAUUUUAAAGACAGGUAUGAAAAUGAGCAGCCAUUCAGAAAGGCAGUGGAAGAUGAAAUUAAUUCCCUAUAUAAAGUGAUUGAUGAUGCUAAUUUAACUAAAAUGGAUCUGGAGAGUCAGAUAGAGAGCAUGAAAGAAGAACUAACUUUGCUGUCAAAGAAUCACGAAGAAGAUGUGAAGGUGUUAUACAAGCAACUUGCUGGAUCUCAGCUGGAAGAACUUGAUGUUCCCCUGGGAAGUGGCCUGGAUGACAUACUGGAAAAAAUCAGAAUCCACUGGGAGAGAGACAUUGAAAAGAAUCGUGCCGAGACAGGUACCCUGCUCCGUACCAAGCAACAGGCUGAAACGAUUGCUGCCAUGCGGACCCAGGAGGAAGAGCUGGUGGAGGGCCUCAGAACAGAGUUCCAUGAAACUGCCUGCAAAAUACAGAGCUUGCAAGCAGAAACCGAAUCCUUGAGAACCUUGAAGAGGGGUCUGGAGAACUCUUUAUAUGAUGCCAAGCACUGGCAUGACAUCGAACUGCAGAACCUAGGCUCUGUCAUUUCCAAGCUGGAGGCAGAAAUGGGAGAAAUCAAAGUAGAAACCGAGCAGCAGCAGCGGGAUCGUGAAAACCUGCUGACCAGCAAACAACAGCUGGAGAAAGACAUUGCUGCAUAUCACUGCCUUCUGGAUGGAGAACAAAGCAGGUACUCCUCAUUAAAAGCAAGCGUGCCACGAGGAUGGAGAACACACGCUCCCUGGGAAGGGGUUGUGAGGCUGGAGGAAGCAGGAGGACUAGGGUGGUUCUUGUGUUUCAUAAGGUCGGGUGGUAGGUGGUGAGGUUUGGAGAAGCUGCCAAGGGGAAGAACAUCCCAAAUGCAGUCACGCAGAGACUCCUAAUGUAUUGGAGACAGGUGGUUUCCAGCACUACUGUGGUAGGACAGGGUUUAGGAAUACACUAGUAAAUCUAUCAGCCUCACUUCCCUGAAGACUUGACAUGUGAGAUUAGAAAGCUACUACAGCAUCUGGGGGCUACAUCAGCAGCUGCAAAGCUGUUGUUGUUUCUUGGGUACGUUAUGCCUUCCUUCCUCCUCCCACUAUACAGUCCAAAUAUUAAAGCUGUGAUCCUGGGGAAGCUCCCUUCCUAAGCACACAAGUUCCCCUGAAGCCCAAGGACAGAAUCUGGCACUGACUGUGCCUUUUGUAAAGAAAUAUAAUUCAGACUCUUAAUAUUCAUCCUCUGGGAAUAACCUGUAAACUCCUUUACAGUGGUUGGGCUCCUUGGUUGGGCUUUUUUAAGAUCACCAUUAGCUGUGAGACUUCUGAGAAUCUGAUCCACAGAUUUUUAUUUGCUCUUCUGCUCAGGUCAGAGUGAAAUUUCUUUACUCAUUUUGAAAUUAGAAAAACGCACGGUAUAUCAAAUUUUUUUCCUGCUGCACAAUCAGAUCCUGCUGAAGCUGAUGAGAGAUCACCAGCUGAACUAAAAACAGUACUCGGUUUAGGAAUUUUCCCAUUUGUAGUAGUGACCAAUUUAAUUUAUUUUUUUUUUUACUUUCAGCUGAUUAUGAAAUUCCCAGCCUACAGAAGACCGUUGCCAUUAAAGCAAAAGAUGUCACUGCCAAUUAUGUUCAUGGAAGCUAAAAACCCAUCAAAGCAGCCUGCUUUAUUCAGUUUGAUUCAACAACCGAAGUAGGUUGUAGCUUGAACAACUUUAUUAGACCCUCCUCAUGUAAUUGCUUUGCUUAUCGAUUUCAAUUUACUCAUGUUGUUAAAAUUAUAAUAAAGAAUAUCAGGUUUUUCGUUUGACUUUUUUUUCCUUCCAGUAUUUUUCAUGAUAGCUGAAGGGGGUUGAAUUAAGAACACAGGCCCCUUGCUUUCCAGCAAGUAAACUCUUUUUCUUACAGUACAAAUAUAUCAAGACUGAACUUACCCCUUCACUGUCCACACAGCAUCCAUGUGGAAAUGGCAAGUGCUCUGUUGUGUCACAAGACCAUCAGCUCACUAGUGUGAAAUCUAAUUCAAAUAAUGCUGAAGCAGUUAAAGUGUGCCAUUAACUCAAUGUGAUUAAUUUUUGCAAUAUCUAAACCAGCAUAAGCACUAAUGCAAGCAUCCCACCAGUACUUAAUAAACAUAUUUUAACUUAGAGUAAACUUCCAGAAAAGUUGAAUGUGCAGGAGGAACAGGAGUUCUGUCUGCAGUACAGGUCACGUCCUUUUACUGUAUAACCAGGGUGACAGUUUGUGCAAAUGUGAUACUUUUUGAUAUAUUGAUAUAUUUUGAUGUUUGGUUUUUAUAUGCUUGGCUCUUUCUUUAUAUCAACAUCCUUUAAGGCAGGAUGGCCAAUCUUCUUUUGAACAGGCACCCACACAGCCUCAAUGUGUGGGUGACCCUAGGUAGUUUCUCUUAUUUGGAUGGUAUCCUGAUGAAAAGGAUUUGCCAUCUUUCACUUCUGAUUUUCUUUUAUACUUUAAAUAUUGAUAUCCUCAUUGUAUUGCAUUUGCAGUAUGGUCAUAUAAAGUGCCACGAUGGAUCCUGCAUUGUCAGAGAAACAUAAUGAACCUUGGCCCCUAACACACAAGAUCUUCGGUAUAUGGCUGGCUUUCUUUCACAUGUCCCUGCACAGGAAUGAAGCUAACCAUACAUGUGUUUCUUGGAUCAGGACUUUACAAUAUAGACAGUUACACAGGGUGACAAUAUAGUUCAUUAAGUAGACUCAAGGACUACUGAGAAAUAGCAUAUAUUGGAGAACAUAACGGCGUGCAGCAUACACGAGACGCAGUCUGAACACCUUCUGAUCUUUAGUUCAAACAUUAGCUAACAAAGCUACUUAGUU